CAGCAACGAGUAAAACCAAGAUAAAACUUUCAAAAAAUAGUAAACUCAGAGACGGCCACUAGUGCUAUUAAACAACAGCAGCAACAGUUCCACGAGUACAGUAAAAAACGAGUUAUUAUGCAAGACAAUCCAAACUUACUGGAUGAAGGUGCGAACCUCCUAAAGGAUCUGACACACGCGAAUCUAAAUGAGCCACUCCAGCAGUACAAUACGAAUACCUUCAAACUCAUACAGACUAUAUCGGAAUUUGCCGAGGCAUUGGGUAAUGCGAUUGAAUCCCACAAUCAGAGUAUCAUCCGACUCGUCGAUGACUUCCGAACUCGGGAAGUGAAUUCGGAAGGAGAAGCGAACGGUGUGCAACGACUGUGGGAAUACUUGCUUCGACAAGUUGAAGCUGAUGCCACCGCAUAUCUUCAUCUUGGCUCUCUACUCCAACAACAUUUAUCGCGACACACACUCGAAAAUUGUUUCUAUCAUAAAGCCCAACACAAAGAGGUUUUUACUCGUCGUAAAGCAUACGAGCAAGAGGUUACUAAGUCGGAGAAAAAUUUACAACGAGCACGAGCAGAUUACAAGCAAGCUUAUGGGGCACUCUUAGCGACAAUCGAAUCCAAUCAGGAUUCCGAACUUAAACGCGCCUACCUCGAAGCUCACAAUGCUUAUGUGCUCCAGCUGCGAGCUACCAACGCUACGGCCGAACGAUACGAAUUCCAUUGCCUGCCUGGCUUGUUGGGCGAGGUAGCCGAGAUCUAUGUGCAAUUGUGUACCCUCGCAUGCAACUGUGUCGGUGGUAUCUCCGAGUCUACCAGGGAAAAGGUGAACGAGCAGGCUAAAAGAUAUCAGGCAUUAACGAAGGAGGCCAAGCUCGUCAAUCCUCAAUCAGAUCUACAAGCUCUAGCACGAAGUUUAGCGGCAACCGCGCAACCACGUAAACCUCCACGUCGAUUGUUCAUAACACCGUCGCCACCAGAGCAAACUACUUCUGAACGCAUUAAUAGUGUGCCUGCAUUAAGAGAUGAGCUUGUACCUACAGGUAAUAACAGCCUUGCUAUUCUUGAAGAAGACUUAAAACUUGAAGCCGAGAAACUCAUAAAACAAAUUACCCGACUGCAAGAUUCUCUCGAUACCCUAAAUCGUAUGCAAGGCAAAAGUAUCGAAGGUAACUCCUACACUAAAGUAGCUGAAUUGCAAGAGGAUAUUUCAAUACAACGUUUCGAUCUAGGUGUUGCGCAAUUGCAUCUGGCUGCUGUUAAUGCUCAGAAGGAGCUGUUCGGAGGAGGGAUAGAAACAGCGCAACCAGAGGGUACGGGAAGUCGAAAAAUGUCAAAUGGAUCAACUGGAAGCACAAAGCCAAAAUGGCUUAAAGCAUUCAAAAGUCUGAAAACUACGCCAACUAUACCUUCAUCCAAUGAAAAAGGAAAACAAGCAAUGUAUCAUGCUGUUUCGACAGUGGUGGCUAUGUCCAGAAAAAACCUAGAGGCUGAGUCUGGGGGUCACAACUGGUACCAAUAUACCUACCGCAAGAUAACGCCUUGUGAUGCCUGCGGGCAAGUAUUACGUGGUCAUUCACUUCAGGGCUUCCGAUGCCGCAAUUGCAAAGCCAAUGCCCAUGCAGAUUGUAUGAGUGCAGUGCAGCCGAGCAAUUGCCCGAGCCUGGUGCCGAAACGCGCCACUGUCAUACCUCUACUACGUAGGCAGAAGAGCACCGCGCCACCCAUUGACGAGACACCAUCAUCCGAGCAAAAUGUGGACGCCACGUACCAGGUGCUGAAGCAGGCUAGCGAGAUACGUGGAAACUCGACAAACUCACCAUCUACGCCUCCUACAGCAGAUCAUCCUGCAGCACAGACUUCGUCAUCGAGGAUAACCACCUCCUCCCAACCUUGUUCCUCGUCUACCUCUGCACCACAUAGUCCUCAGCGUCGAAGAGAGCGACUAAAUCUACGAAUGAAAAGUCUGAGUCUGGAUUCGCCGGAAGGUUCGGUCCACAUACGUCAUCGGCCCCGAGAUCAUAAUUCUGGCCAAAGAGAAUCUACACCGCCUCGGCGCUCCGACAGCGGCAGCAUCAAUCGAUUAUCAGCGCCAUGCAGUCCGGGUCAAAGCAUUCCUGGUAUCCAUAAGCAACACAUUCGAGGAACUAUCAGGAUGUCUAGCGUCGAGCUACCUGAUGACAAUGAGAAGUCCUAUUCGUCUACUAGUACUUCGCCUUGUCCAUCGCCUCAUAUGAAUAAUCAAAAUCAUUUGAAUCCAUUCAGCAAACGCAUGCUUCCACCUCACAAUCUCUAUGUUGCACUUUAUAAUUUUGUUGCAGAAUACCAAGACCAACUCGAACUCAAAGCUGGCUAUAAAAUAACUGUCAUUGACAAGUCACGUAGCGAGUGGUGGGAGGGAAAAUGUUUAGGAGGACGUGCAGGUUUUUUUCCUAGAACAUUCGUAAUGAAAGUUGAAUCCGGUCAGAAAACCUUACAAGUUAUGAAAAAUCUACAAUUACCGAAUGAAACAUUUCUUUUCUGUUCUCAAAUCGUCGUGCAAGUAAGUGAUGAGUACAAUGGCAUAGCAAUGGUACGAUAUGCUACGCACGUACCAACAUCCGGUCAAUUGAACGGUGAGGUUCGCUACAAGGAGGUACUUUGUCCAUUGAAAUUUCUCCAGGAGGUGUGACGGCGUGCUUCCAACGCCCAUACAGACAGCGAACGACACAGACGAAAUCACGUUCGUUCGCAUGUUACCGGGUCAAAAACAGGCUCGGAAAAGUACUAUGAUUGUCUGCAGUGUCCUGAGCAGUGCCGUCAUGAUUUCCUUCAAAAGAAUAAAAACAAUGUUAAUAAUAAAAAUAAUAUCAAUAAUAAUACUAUUAGUAACAAGAACUUUAACCGUAAGAGUGAUAAACUGAAUGCUCAUAAUGGUAAGAUCAUUGCUAAGAAAAAUAACAACAGCAGUAGCAAUAAUCAAAACAACAGGAAUAAUAAGAA
This is a messenger RNA of Ceratosolen solmsi marchali, 2972 nucleotides long. RefSeq names its product SH3 and cysteine-rich domain-containing protein (gene Stacl). The transcript is spliced from 13 exons. NCBI's taxonomy places the organism in Eukaryota, Metazoa, Arthropoda, Insecta, Hymenoptera, Agaonidae. Gene Ontology annotation, biological process: skeletal muscle contraction; positive regulation of voltage-gated calcium channel activity; positive regulation of protein localization to plasma membrane. Bases 118 to 2661 code for a protein of 847 amino acids. The record is from RefSeq and is a predicted model, not a curated record. Gene Ontology annotation, molecular function: protein binding.